AUGGACAUUACCACUCCAGAAUGGACUCAUUUAUUUGUUCAUCAUAUAUUUGAUUUUAUGACUGGAUCCGAGCUCUUGAAUCAGACAUGUCUGGUGUGUUCGAUAUUCAAUCAUCUUGUCAAAAUGUACAUUUCUAAACAAACUAUUCAUGUAUGGAAAAUGGAGAGCAAUGCAAGAAAAUUUUCAUUGAAAAAAACGGACAAACUGUUGGAAAUGAUUUUGCCAUUGUUGGAUAAUGAUCAAAUCCAUUCAUUGCAGGAAUAUGAUACUUUGAGUUGUAUUCAAUACAUGCCAAAUAUUGUAUUUGAAUCAAUGUUCUAUAACAUACUAUCAUCGGAGCUCAACGAAGAUGAGCGCAGACAAGUGUCACGAUUCAUGAAACACACAGUCGAAGCGGGACCUUUCCUUCUUUCACAAGACAAUUCCCAUAAAUCAAGUGAAAUCAGGGGUGGAUACUCUCUUCGCAUGCAAUACGAAGACGAGGAGCCUGUUUCCUAUUUGCUUUCAGAAUUUACAAAUCACACAAAAAUUCAUACGUUACACAUUGAGACAAAUUCACCUUCGUUUUACCAUUCUUUUCAAAAGCAAAAAUUAUUUCGCAAGUAUGAAGAAACAAUUUUAAAUCAAAUAUUUCUGUACAGGUCUUUGAUACUGAAAGCAAAUGAUGACUUGGACGAACGAAUAUGUCAAGCAAUCAAUCCACAUGCACAACAUGUAACAUUAACCUUUAAUACUUAUACCAUGUCAAAGAUAGCAUCAAUAUGCAACCGAUUUGACUCAUACAACAUCAAAGCACUGUUGCGAAUCGAAAGUAAUGCCCAACAUCGUAGUACAGCGAAUACUUCUCAAUUUCUAACACUUUUUGAUGUCAUAUUAGAGUUUACAAGCUCGAAGGGUUUCAAAAUUCAGAACACUUCAAAAUUGUCUUCAAAUUCUUCUUCAAGUCAUGUCCUGUUUCGAGAUGAAAUUUCAUGCAUUAAGAAAUUAUCCAUUCUCGAUUCUCAGCCCAUUGACAUUAUUCCAACUGGUCUCGAGGAAUUACGUUUAGAGAGGAUACACUUUAAAGACGGAUCCGAAUUUAUUCAGCUUCUACGAGGGAAUUGUGAUUCUUUGGAGACACUUCAUUUGUGUAAUAUCAUAAUUCCCUAUCAUUCAUUCUUCGUACUCAACGGCAAACCAUUCUCUUUCCCAAAGCUGAAACAUCUCAUCAUUGAUGGAUGUUCUAUGGACGGAGAAGAAACUACGCUCAAUACCAACGACAGUGACAACAACAAGCCAGGAGUUGCCUCUUGGAAAAGAAUUUUCGAUUUGAAUCAAUCAAGUGCUCAGUUACAAACUCUUACAUUCAAAAGAAACAUUCCCGAGUUGACACAUCUUCCAUUCUCACGAAUUUGUUCUCUCAAACAACUCGUAUGGGAACAAUUGGAAAAUGUUGAGGACUUUAAACGUUUAUCACAAUUUCCAUAUCUUGUUGAUUUGCAGCUGAUUUAUAAUCGAGAAUUCGAUCAAAUUGCACUUUUUCACCUUGGAGACAAGCUUAAAUAUUUAACACGAUUCAUCAUUUCUGGAAAGAUCAAUUCUCCAAUUUUGGCUGCUAAGGAAUUGCAAAAUGCCCUUUCAUCAUUUUCCAUGAAAAAUGCUACACGAUUUAUUCAUCUUGACAAACAAGAACUAUUUUCAAAGAAGGACGACGAAAGAGAUUACCAGUUUGAGCUCUCCAUGAAUCAUAUGAACAUGAAGGCAGAUCAAAAAAAAAUGUCACAACUCAACAUUAUCUCUAUAUUGAUUCACUUGGGAUCAUCUCUUCAACAUGACAACACUCAGCCAUAUGCCAACUUGUCACCCUUCUCUGAAUAUUUCAAAUCUAUAUUUUUUGAAGGACUUUUUCCCUGUGUCAUUUACUCGAGAUUCCUCAGCUCUGGAUUGAAAUUCAAGAAUUUUGUUGUUUCUAAUUUUGACAUGGUGAUUGAGGUUCUUGUUCCCUUGCUGUUGUAUCAUCCAAAAUUACAAUGGGUCACAUCAUCAAGAACAACAACAUUUGCCUCACCUUCUCAUCAAACAUUCACUGAUUUCAGCAUGAAAAUUUCAUCUUGUCAAGCUGAUUUGUUGAGUGGAGGACGAGAUCUUGAUAUUCACAAUAAUAAUGGACUUGUCAUGCUUGUAUUAUUUGUGGAAAAGGAACAGAUUAUUCAUGUGACUUGUGAACUCAAUCCAAACAAUCUCACUCCUAAACGUCUGAAAGAAAUUGAACAAAAUUGGAUCAAAAUUUAUCGAUAG
Naegleria fowleri is the source of this 2277-nucleotide messenger RNA. RefSeq lists its product as uncharacterized. NCBI's taxonomy places the organism in Eukaryota, Heterolobosea, Eutetramitea, Acrasida, Naegleriidae. The record is from RefSeq and is a predicted model, not a curated record. The transcript has a single exon. The coding region runs from base 1 to 2277 and encodes 758 amino acids.